This is a messenger RNA of Penaeus monodon (black tiger shrimp), 3966 nucleotides long. RefSeq names its product polycomb protein SCMH1-like (gene Scm). Gene Ontology annotation, biological process: regulation of DNA-templated transcription. The record is from RefSeq and is a predicted model, not a curated record. Bases 107 to 2842 code for a protein of 911 amino acids. Gene Ontology annotation, molecular function: zinc ion binding; protein binding. Gene Ontology annotation, cellular component: nucleus. The transcript has 13 exons. Lineage: Eukaryota; Metazoa; Arthropoda; Malacostraca; Decapoda; Penaeidae.
AUGGGUUUUCAUUGUUGUCUUGGCCUGUAACCUGUAUCUUAAUAGUUAUUUUGCUUAUUACUUACAGAAGCAGUGAUGGUGAAGUGUUGACAAAUCUUGCAAGAAGAUGCCAACACCGGGGAGAGGUCCAGGCAGACCUCCAAAGAACCCACGCACUUGCACGUGGUGUUCGGAGGUGAAGUCACAAUUGAAAUAUGUGUUCCCAACGAGCUCAGGAAAACGAGAAUUCUGCUCGGAAACGUGCCUCUCGGAGUACAGAAAGGCUCUUCGGAAGGGUACUUGUGCCAACUGUGACAAUGUCAUCCGCUCGACACCAGUCAAGUGCGAGACUUCAUCAGGCCGUCGGCGAGAGCUGUGCAGCAAUGAGUGCCUUAAGGCCUGGGCCAAAAAAGAGAAGGACAAAGAGCAGCAGGGAGACACGGAGGAAGAAGCAGGCGUGGCCUCUUCAUCUUUCUCCUCGAUGACGAGCCCGCCAUCCAGCAUGUCCCCCUCCUCGGGCAACGGUGUGUCACCCAACGAGAAGGCCUCCCUUGGCCCGGAAGCAGCUGCGGGUAGGAAAGGGCGGGGUCUGAGUGCCACAACCUUGGCACAGAUAGAGGCUGCUGCAGAGUUCAAUUGGGAAGACUACCUCAGGGAAACCAACUCCAUACCCUCACCUGCCAAAUGCUUCAAACAGCACAAAAUCCCCCCCAAGAAUGAGUUCAAGAUCGGCAUGAAACUGGAGGCACUUGACCCGCGAAACCUGACGUCCACCUGCAUCGCUACAGUGGUAGGCACAUUAGGCCCUAGGCUGAGACUCAGGCUUGAUGGCUCUGACAACAAGAACGACUUCUGGCGCUUGGUAGACUGCAAUAAUGAGAUCCACCCUAUUGGACAUUGUGAGGAGCAUGGAGGAAUGCUGCAACCACCCCUUGGUUUCCGCAUGAAUGCAUCAUCCUGGCCGAUGUUCCUCCUAAAGACGCUGCAGAAUGCAGAGGUUUCCCCUCCACACAUUUUCCGCACAGAGCCGCCCACACCUGCCAAGAACUACUUUGAGGUUGGCAUGAAGCUAGAAGCUGUUGACAAGAAGAAUCCUCAGCUCAUUUGUGCUGCAACUGUCGGUGCUGUGAAUGGAGAUAUGAUCCAUGUGACAUUUGAUGGCUGGAGAGGUGCCUUUGAUUACUGGUGCCGCUAUGAUUCAAGAGAUAUCUUCCCUGUGGGCUGGUGUGCUAUGUCAGGGCACCCUCUGCAGCCCCCAGGCCAGAUGUGGGGCCCUCCCAGCAGCCGUUACAAGGCACGGGUCCUGAACAUCCCUCCUCCCCUGGCUGGUUCCUCCAAGUCCCCAGAAGUGCCCUCAGCGACUGCAGCAAAUGACAAGAGCCCCUCGUCUGUGGCCAGCUCCCCCCUGGCAAAGUCGGGUGUCCGUGGCAGGCACCACUCCCCCUCCCCACCCCCAGGCAGCCCCCCCUCUUCCCAGCCGCAGUCCACACCCACCAAGGCGGGCUCGCUGCAGAACUCAUCGUCAUCAGCAAAGUCAUCUACUUCCACCUCCACCAAGUCAUCCUCGUUAAGUAAGCCAUCAUCCACCAGCAAGUUACCCCCCUCAUCUUCAUCCUCGUCAUCACCCUCGCCAUCAGCUGCAGCGCUCACAGUCAGUCAGUCGAGCGGCAAGCCCACCUCAUCUACUAAGUCAUCGGGGUUGCCUGCUAUGACCCCACUCACUUCUACGCCCACCAAGACUCCUGCAGGAUCGGGAGGAUCGGAAAGCGUCAAUAGCACCCCCAAUGCCAGCCAGUCCACUGUACCACCCCCUAAUACGGGAACAUCGGCAGCCAUCACGUCCUCCACCACGCCUUCAGCCCUCCCACACCCAUCUAACCCCAGAACGCCUGAGCCCCCCACAUCACCUUCCAUCACUUCCUCGCAGAAACCCCUGGGUGCCUCGUCAUCCUCCACCACCUCCUCCUCAUCCUCCUCUUCGUCCUCUUCGUCACCAAUGGUUGCUGGGCCGGAGUCGACAAUACCUGUUCCUCAACAAAAAUCACCAAGUAUAACAGUUACAGAACCAGAUACCUCGACUGUCCACAAAUUAAGUGCCUCAGUUGUCGUUUAUGUUAAUCAUGGCUGCACGUGUGGACCAUACCUGGACUCUGGUCGCGUGAGCGAGCUCCCUGUCCAGUUUGGACCAGGGAGCCUCAACCGUGUUGUGCGAGAGUCUGUCCAAGCUCUGGUUGAUGCCGCCCCUGACCCUCGUGCAGUCACUUCCCUCCUACCUCGUGGCAACGGCAAAGUUAUUAUUAAAGAUGGGGAUGCUGAAACCCAUCGACUAACAUCUCUAGAGAAAGUGGAGGAUUUUUGGAGUGCUCUGGAGUCGCUCUUUGAAGAUCUGAUGUGCUGUGAGAAUUUUUACACACAGCAGCCAAUCACCCAGUGUACCAAGUGUGCGCGGCAGAGUCCUGCACAAUUCAAAAGGGACCAAGAAGCAGCCCAGCAUGUGGCAGUGUCCAACAACAAGCGACCAGCCUCCAGUGAGCCCAGUGAUGUCCUCAGUCCGUCAAAAGUUGCCAAACGAGUAUUGCAAGAGCCAUCCCCCUCCUCAGCAAGUGAGCCUGGGCAGAGCCCCCGGCCAAGAGGUGACCCGGCUGAGUGGACCGUAGAGGAAGUCAUCACUCAUAUAGCGGCCACUGACCCUGCACUGGCCAAUCAUGCUGACCUCUUCAGACGGCAUGAGAUUGAUGGGAAGGCUUUGCUGCUCCUCAACAGUGACAUGAUGAUGAAAUACAUGGGUCUCAAGCUGGGCCCAGCCCUCAAGAUCUGUAACCUGAUCAACAAAAUCCGUGGGCGCAAGCACCUUGUCACCUAACAGCACUGGAGCAGUGUUUUUCACCCAACACUAGGCACCAGAGAUAGGAAUUACUCAGACUUUGUCUUGUGGAAUCAUUUAACGAGUGGCUUAUCUUUAGUGGUGUUUUAUUUUUCAUUGCAGUAUUUUUUUAUUCUUUUUAGGUAUGGGGAGCAGUUCCAUUAUCAGAUUUAUUAAUGUUCAAAUAGUUAAAGGAAAAUUUCAGACACCCACUAGGAAAAGCAUAAUGUGCUGGAAACCUCUGGAAUGAAAUGUGAAGUAGACGUUUUUAUGAAAUGAAACAUCCAAGAAUAACAAGCAAUUAUGCUUGCAGUGGGGUGGUGACGUUGGCAGCAGUGGGUAUGGCUUUCAUUUGAGUGACGGGUGAGCGUUCUACCUGCAGAUUGAAGUCAGAUUGUCCUGUUUAUUUAUUUAUUUAUUUAUUUUUAUUUUUCUUUGGACACAAGAUAAGCUCUAGGGUUUCAUAGAUGUGUCCAACAGUGUGUUGAAGAUGGUGACAAUGUAACUUACUGUUUUGCUCUCAUCUGCUGCUGUCUUUGGUUUGUGGGCAGUUGUUUUGUAAGCAAAUGACUAUCAUAACAGGAGAAUGAGCCUUACAAAGAAAAAAAAAAAAAAGAUAGGAAGAAGAUUAAAGAAUUUAUGUAGAUAUUUUUAUAUACAGUCAUGCAUUUAUUGCUUACCAUUGCUUGCAAUUAUAGUGCAAAUUACUUUUUGACGUUUACAACUUUGUCGUGUUUGGUGCGUCCCUCUUCCCCCCCUUUCCUCCCUCCCUCCAAUGACUCUCUCAAUGUUGUAGAAUCACCAGUAGUCGUAUUUUACUCCUGUUAGGUGUUUCAUAUCAGCCGUGGAAGUGCGCGCUGGCCAUAUCAAAACUCACCGAUCUUAUGCAAGUAAAAUCAAGACUUGGAUAAAAGGGAGCCAGCUGUGUGGGGUGCCAGCUGUCUCAAUGCCUUACAAGUGGCUUCCUUUGUCUUGUCUCUCCCUUGCCCUUUUUUAUCUUUUUCUCUCUUCCUCCUCCUAACACUUGUAGUCUUGCAGAAAUCUUUGCAUUUGCCAGUGGUUGUAAAUGUUUACUUUUUCAACUUAGCUUUAGAAGAGCUGUAUCACACUAGAAGAAAAAGGGA